This is a messenger RNA of Ictalurus punctatus (channel catfish), 1430 nucleotides long. Its product is annotated as N(4)-(beta-N-acetylglucosaminyl)-L-asparaginase. The transcript has 11 exons. The record is from RefSeq and is a predicted model, not a curated record. Gene Ontology annotation, molecular function: N4-(beta-N-acetylglucosaminyl)-L-asparaginase activity. Bases 164 to 1060 code for a protein of 298 amino acids. NCBI's taxonomy places the organism in Eukaryota, Metazoa, Chordata, Actinopteri, Siluriformes, Ictaluridae. Gene Ontology annotation, biological process: protein deglycosylation.
CAAGAUGCCUUGCGCGAAUUGGGGACUCCAUAUUUCCGGUAAAAUGUCAACAAUCGUCAAGUUUUAGCUGUAACGUCGAGUGCACAACGUCGAAGUCUCUUUGCUCAGGUCCUGAGAGGUCACUCAGGCAACACUGAAAAGAGCAAGCUGUACCUGGGUGCAUAUGUACAGUGACCGCUUAAUGGCUGCUGUGGGCACUUGGGCUUUCUCCCUCCCUGCUGUAGAAAGAAUGCGGUGCAUGAUCCUAGCUGGACAAAGUUCCACUGAUGUUGUAGAGAGUGCAAUUUCAGAUGUUGAGAAUGACGUGCAGACAGGCCGUUAUAUAGUUGGAAGAGGAGGCUUCCCCAAUAACAAGGGAAUAGUUGAAUGUGAUGCAGCAAUAAUGGAAGGUGUGCCUGGGAGAUUUGGGGCAGUAGCUGCAUUGCGUGGGGUAGGGCAGCCAUGUCGGGUAGCACGCCUAGUAAUGGAGAGAAGCCCUCACAGAUUUUUAGUUGGCGAAGGAGCUGAAGUUUUUGCACGGGAACAGGGUUUUACCAUUGAGCCCAAUAACAAUAUGCUUUCAAACCAUACAGCCACUGCAUAUCAGGAAUUUCUUGAAAAGGGGAAACAAGUCAGUGGCCAUGACACUGUCGGUCUCAUAGCUUUGGAUCUUACAGGAAACAUAACUGUUGGUGUUUCUACAUCAGGAAAACCCUUCAAGGCUCCAGGGCGGGUGGGAGACUCUCCACUUCCUGGUUGUGGCCUAUAUGCUGACCACACAGUGGGUGCUGCAGCAGCUGUUUUGUCUAACCCAGCAUCAGGUGAUGGGGACAAAAUCAUGUGCUACUGUCCUAGCUUUCAAACUGUACAGUUAAUGAGACAGGGUUUGUCUCCUAAAGAAGCCUGUUGUUCUGUCCUUGCUGAUAUAAGGAAAAGAACAGGAGAAGAGAAAUGCUUUGAGAUUGGGCUUAUUGCCUUAAACCUGAAGGGAGAGGUUGGUGCAGCUUCCUCAGUGGAAUUCCCAUAUACUUUCUGGAACCAGGGAAUGGAUUCAGUGGAAAAACAUGUCCUAUCUUAUUAAAUUUCCUCUUCUUUCUCCACAUAUUACUAGAAACAUUUCAAAUAUACAAUUUCAAGAGGUAAAAAUCUUGUAUUAUAUUAUGUUUUGUACAGCAGUAUGAAUUAUAUAAUAGUGCUCUGUAUACAUAAUUACCACUGUACUGAAGUAUUUAGAAAUGAAUUUCAUUGUAUAAUUUGUCAUGUUUUUAGUUAGUGUCAACACAGAACUUGUAUUCUUGUUUUAAAUGAAUAUAAUUUGGUAUUUUAUUAUUGUAAGUCAUCUUGUUUUGUUUUUUACUUAAUGUUUGUGGGCUGUAAUUACAGGCAGUCACUGAUCAGAAAUAAUGAUAAUAUUUUAUUCUUAUUGUACUAUUAAAAAAUAACCUAUCUGA